Molecule: messenger RNA, 1678 nt
Organism: Achroia grisella
Lineage: Eukaryota; Metazoa; Arthropoda; Insecta; Lepidoptera; Pyralidae
Product: aldehyde dehydrogenase X, mitochondrial-like
Exons: 11
Coding region: 57-1523 (488 amino acids)
Molecular function (GO): aldehyde dehydrogenase (NAD+) activity
Source: RefSeq, a predicted model, not a curated record
AAGAGGGUGUGUACGUGUUUUCUGUCAGAGCUGAUAUAAAUAAAUUAAUAAUCAAAAUGGUGAAAGUAGAUGUUAAAUAUACAAAGCUAUUUAUUAAUAAUGAGUGGGUAGAAGCAGUCAGUAAGAAAACUUUCUCGACCAUCAAUCCUCAGGAUGAAACUGUCAUUGCUAAUGUCGCUGAAGGAGAUAAGGCUGACGUCGAUAAAGCGGUAGCAGCAGCCAAAAAAGCGUUCCACCGGCACUCACCAUGGCGUACUUUGGAUGCGUCUCAACGUGGUGUCCUAAUGCUUAAAUUGGCGGAUCUCAUUGAGUCGCAAGCUAGAUAUCUAGCAGAACUUGAGACAUUGGAUUGUGGAAAGCCGAUAAAAGACGCAGAAGAUGAAGUUUACUUUUCUGCGACAGUUCUAAGAUACUAUGCUGGGAAAGCCGACAAAAUUUUAGGAAAUACUAUACCUGCAGAUGGUGAAGUUCUAUCUUUUACGUUGAAAGAACCUGUGGGUGUUUGUGGACAAAUUAUACCAUGGAACUAUCCCAUUCCAAUGAUGACAUGGAAGAUUGCUCCAGCUUUAGCUGCAGGUUGCACAGUGAUCGUAAAGCCCGCUGAACAGACUCCUCUCACAGCCCUAGCAAUAGCUGCUCUAAUCAAAGAAGCCGGGUUUCCCCCCGGUGUCGUGAAUGUCGUACCGGGCUAUGGGCCUACAGCCGGUGCAGCUCUAACACACCAUCCUGAUGUUGAUAAAGUGGCGUUCACUGGAUCUACUGAGGUGGGCCGUAUUAUUUUGGGAGCAGCUUCAGCAGUAAAUCUGAAGCGAGUGACUUUGGAGCUUGGUGGAAAAAGUCCUUUAGUGGUUUUCAAUGAUGCUGAUGUGGAAAAAGCAGCUCAAAUAGCUCACGCGGCUGCUUUCGCAAAUGGCGGUCAGUGUUGUUGUGCUGGUACCAGAACAUACGUGCAGUCCGGCAUAUAUGACCAAUUCAUUACGAAGGCAGCUGAAAUCGCUCAGAAGAGAUCUGUUGGAAAUCCCUUCGAGAAUGUUCAGCAGGGACCUCAGAUCGACAAAGAGAUGUACGAAAAGGUACUUGGUUAUAUAGAAGCAGGUAAACAAGGUGGAGCAAGGUGUCUUGCUGGAGGAGACAAACUUGGAAGCAAGGGAUACUACAUCAAGCCCACUGUAUUCGCUGAUGUAAAGGAUGACAUGAAAAUAGCUAGAGAAGAGAUAUUCGGCCCCGUACAAAGUAUCUUUAAAUUCGAUACUUUCGAGGAAGUCAUUGAUCGCGCCAAUGACACAAACUAUGGACUUGGGGCUGGUGUCAUUACGAAUGAUAUCACUAAAGCAUUAAGUUUCGCUAAGCAUAUUAAAUCUGGAUCCGUUUGGAUCAAUACAUACGACCAUGUGACAAGUCAAACACCAUUCGGUGGCUUCAAGGACUCCGGCCUUGGCAGAGAGUUAGGAGAGGAUGGUAUUGCCCAAUAUUUGGAAACGAAGACUGUAACAUUGGCUCUACCCAAAGGACCACAACUCUAAGUGACGUUUGCCAUAUACAGGUCCUGAUAUUUAUAGGUAUUAAUAACCAAAUUUUAUGUGCCAGUUUAUAUACUUUAUACUUUUUUUUUACUAUACUCAUACAUACAUAAAUUACAGUAAUGUAACUGUUGUUAAAUAAAAUUUAUAUCUUAAUA